ACAACGGAUGGAGUGGGUUUAGUAUUAAAAGGCGGCCUUCGAAGCAAUUACGAUGUUGUAAUUAAGCACAGUUUUAAAUUCCCUACUGUGAUCUAUACAUAUAUAUAUGAGAGAAUCAACUACAGAACGUUUGAAGUAUCGUUAAGCAGUUGACGCAAGCCGUGUAAAAGUGAGCGAGUCGAUGCAACACAAUUGAAGGAAAUUGACCGCAUGUUAAUGGGACAACCAUGGAGUCACAAAAUACUACGCAAGAGCUAUUCAGUACUGUAGUUUCGACUUUGCUGGAAGUUUCCAAGUCUCAAUCGGAAACUGUACCUACAGUGACAGAAUCUACAACCAUAGAGGCGACAGUCACUUCUGAAAAGGGAUUAAAUGAAGAAGCAUUUCGAAUUACGGUUGGUAGCAUUUUGAACGGAACUACGGUGCGUGAGGACGUCGAAAUUUUGACAUCAGCCUCAAAUUCUGAGGAUACAAACAACACAGUCCCAGUAAAAAAUGAUACCUUUACUUCGGUGACACCUGCGAUAAAUCACUCAACUACAACCGAUAUUUCACUGGCUGAGCUGACAACCUCUUCUGAUACUGACAUAGAAACAUCGACGAACAUACUUUCUGAAUUCACCACCUACAUUAGCACCCAAAACAAUAGUCAACCAGUUGAAUUUGAAGAAAACGAGUCUACUACAAUUUCAGUAAGUUCGUCUACACUUACAGCAACUUCAGGGCCAGAAACUACACACCAUAUUGGCCUGACAUCUGCUGCUUCAGAAUCUACAAUUAUGUCAACGUUUGAAGGUUCCGGCGUUGGCGAAAUAUCAACGACCACAACAGAUGCAAAAUCAACAUCAGUUCCUAAAGAACAAACUACUUAUGAAAGUGUGACAACUUCUUACGUCAUAAGUACUCCUCCGGGCCAGGAAAGUACCCAAGCUUCGCUUAUUCCAAACAAAUCAACAAACGCAUUCUACAAUUCGACGGCAACCGUCUCUACUAAAGGCAUAGAAUCUACUUCUUCUGCUGCUCUCAUAUGGGGUUUACAGCCUCUGCAUUUGGGUCUCAUCAUAGCUGGAGCGGUCGUAGCAAUAGUUGUAAUUCUUCUCGUGUUGCUGUUUUACUGCAAGCGUCAAAAACAGUUGAAUGAAAUAAAACAUAGUAAAUCCGCAAGCGAUGCGUGGAUAACCAGACCGGGAUCAUCAGGGGUGGCACUGACCGAUAUAACGUACCGAAAUGGAUACGAUUUCGAAAAAGGAGAAUCUGGUUUGGAAGGAUUAGCACAAGCACCAGUGGUCAAUAUAUUCGCUUCAAACAAUGCAGCAUUUGAUGGAGAUGGAGCUUCCUCAGAGGUUGCUUGUUCGCCGUCGCAUCGUGAUACCAUAGCUGCUCGUAACAAGGAGGCAUUUUCCUCGCCAGAAAAAAGUCGCAACAAAAAUUUAACCCCAGCACAGAUUCCAGUCUUGUCUCCAACAAAGGGAAUAUCAGAUCAUUCAUCAGUGAAAAGUGAACAGGCAUCACUAAAUAAUUCCGUUGGUGUCUCGAGCGAUGAUGAGAGCGGGCGCCAGAAAUCAUUUCUGCACCAGUCAUCUUUCUCGCCGAAAAAGACAAAAAAUGACACCGAUUGUUCGUCGCCGGAUUUAAUUCCACCUUCAGAUGCUCCUCCACCACCACCAGCGCCUCCACCGCCACCUGCAGCAAGCGCAUCCCUCACGCCCGACUUGUCACAGGCUACUACGGGAUCUUCUUCAAUUCCUCCUGCUCCGCCGCCACCCCCCGCCAUAUAAAGGCAUUAGAUGAACUGGUCUUCACCAAUAUUAUAUUUCGAGAUCACGAUGAACAAAAAGUGAUUGAACACUUCAAAAAUGAAUAUCGAUUAUUAGGAAAUCUUCUUUUGAUAAUUUACGAUUUAAGGCAUUGAGCUUUGUCGAUUACUUUACUUCACACGAUUAUUAGAAUGUGGUAUUAUAUCUUUGGAAUAACAUGCACAAGCAUAGUUACCAUUCCAAAAACAUACGUGGAAAUUAGAAAUAUAAUAUUACUUCAAAAUUCAGAAUAAAAAUAACAGAAAUAUAAAUUGAUUUACUGCUUAUUUGACAAGAAGGUUCAAAUUUGGCAUAACUAUUUUAAAGUUAUUACUAUUGUUGUUGUUUAUUCAUUUUUGUAUCUUGUUUUGUCGGUGAUGGUAUUCAUGUUUUAUUUUUCUAUUACCAAGAUUAAAAUAUUGCUUAUUAAUUAUUACUUACUAUUCGUUAUUGAAAUAUCUUCUGUCGUUUAAUAGUUUGAAAUUAAAAUUUAUAAAUUGA
This is a messenger RNA of Styela clava, 2297 nucleotides long. RefSeq lists its product as uncharacterized. NCBI's taxonomy places the organism in Eukaryota, Metazoa, Chordata, Ascidiacea, Stolidobranchia, Styelidae. The record is from RefSeq and is a predicted model, not a curated record.